This is a messenger RNA of Rotaria sordida, 234 nucleotides long. The record is from the annotation of a GenBank genome assembly. Lineage: Eukaryota; Metazoa; Rotifera; Eurotatoria; Philodinida; Philodinidae.
AUGGUAACAUCUUCUCAAUCUUCAAUUAAAUCAAGAAGUAAUGAUGAUGAAUGUAAAAAGGAAAAACUUACUAUCGAUGAUCGAAACCGAUCAACUAAUUCAACAUUAUCAAAUCCAUGUGCUCUUUGUCUGACAGACGAAAAGCAAUUAGCUUGUAUACCAUGUGGUCAUUCGUUGCGUUUGUGUCCAAUAUGUCGACGAGAAAUCAGUGCAUUUGCUAGAAUUUAUAUUUAA